CUGCCAUUUACUGUAAUGUAUAAAUGGAUGUGAAAGAGAAGACUUGCGAGGCCAACAUGAAUAGCAUGGAGGAGAGGACUGUAAAUUUUGAGGAGGAGGACUGUGAGUGGGAGAGUGUCCAUCCUAAACAGGGGAGUCUGAGCAUUAAGGAAGGGGACCAUGAACUGGGGUCAAUGAGUAAAGAGGAGUCUUCUAUCAAUGUAAAAUAUGAAUCAUUACAGUCGGACACAAAGACGAUUGAAGAAAUUUCAUCUCCUAGAACUUGGGGAGGUCAGUCACCACCUAAGACAUCAUCUGAAACAAGAAUCAAACUUCACUGCUGUUCUGAAUGUGGCAAACAGUUUUCACAAAGAAGCCAUCUUCUACACCACCAAAGAAUUCACACAGGGGAGAAUCCAUAUUGCUGUUCUGAAUGUGGUAAAACGUUUUUACAGAAAAACAAGCUUCAGAGCCACCAAAGAAUUCACACAGGGGAGAAGCCAUAUGACUGUUCUGAAUGUGGCAAAAUGUUUUCACACAAACAGUAUCUUCAGCGUCACCAAAGAAUUCAUUCAGGAGAGAAGCCGUAUUGCUGUUAUGAAUGUGGCAAAAUGUUUUCACACAAACGGUAUCUUCAGACCCACCAAAGAAUUCACACAGGAGAGAAGCCGUAUUGCUGUUUUGAAUGUGGCAAAACGUUUUUACGGAAAUACUAUCUUCAGAGCCACCAAAGAAUUCACACAGGAGAGAAGCCAUAUUGCUGUUCUGAAUGUGGCAAAAUGUUUUCACAGAGAAAGGGUCUUCAGCACCACCAACGAAUUCACUCAGGAGAGAAGCCAUACUGCUGUUCUGAAUGUGGUAAAACGUUUUCACGGAGAAACAGUCUUCAGACCCACCAAAGAAUUCACACAGGACAGAAGCCAUUUGACUGUGCUGAAUGUGGUAAAACAUUUUCACAGAGAAGCCAUCUCAAGAGCCACCAAAGAAUUCACACAGGACAGAAGCCAUUUGACUGCUCUGAAUGUGGUAAAACGUUUUCAUGGAGAAACAGUCUUCAGACCCACCAAAGAAUUCACACAGGACAGAAGCCAUUUGACUGCUCUGAAUGUGGUAAAACGUUUUCACAGAGAAGCUCUCUUCAGAGCCACCAAAGAAUUCACACAGGACAGAAGCCAUUUGACUGUUCUGAAUGUGGUAAAACAUUUUCAAAGAGAAGCAAUCUUCAGACCCACCAAAGAAUUCACACAGGACAGAAGCCAUAUGACUGUUCUGAAUGUGGUAAAACAUUUUCACAGAGAAGUAAUCUUCAGAGCCACCAAAGAAUUCACACAGGACAGAAGCCAUAUGACUGCUCUGAAUGUGGUAAAACGUUUUCACAGAGAAGCUUUCUUCAGACCCACCAAAGAAUUCACACAGGACAGAAGCCAUAUGACUGUGCUGAAUGUGGUAAAACGUUUUCAUGGAGAAGUAAUCUUCAGAGCCACCAAAGAAUUCACACAGGAGAGAAGCCAUUUGACUGUUCUGAAUGUGGUAAAACGUUUUCAUGGAGAAACAGUCUUCACAGCCACCAAAGAAUUCACACAGGGGAGAAGCCGUAUUGCUGUUCUGAAUGUGGAAAAAAGUUUUCACAGAGAAGCAAUCUUCAGAAACACAAAAGAAUUCACACAAGAGAGAAGUGUUUGAAUUAG
Erpetoichthys calabaricus (reedfish) is the source of this 1667-nucleotide messenger RNA. Its product is annotated as gastrula zinc finger protein XlCGF26.1-like. Lineage: Eukaryota; Metazoa; Chordata; Cladistia; Polypteriformes; Polypteridae. The record is from RefSeq and is a predicted model, not a curated record.